Messenger RNA from Arachis stenosperma, 513 nucleotides. Its product is annotated as high mobility group B protein 3. NCBI's taxonomy places the organism in Eukaryota, Viridiplantae, Streptophyta, Magnoliopsida, Fabales, Fabaceae. Bases 1 to 513 code for a protein of 170 amino acids. The record is from RefSeq and is a predicted model, not a curated record. The transcript has 6 exons.
AUGGCAGCAAGACCAAGAGCAAGGAAAAGGGUAUUUCCCCUUCUACGAGCUCCAGAUGGAAGCGCCUUUCAGAAAUGUGGUACGUGUGGGGUUUCUGUGGCGAUUGCAUUGGCUGAUAUUCAUGAUUGUGAGCACAAGAUGGAGCCUAAGAGGUUUAGAGGAAUGGUUGAAACUAAAUCACUUCCCGAAUCCAAGCCACGUUUUUUUGAUCAGCCUCGUUCUGCUUUCCCUUUCUUUGCCAGGGAACAAUUUGCAGAGAAUCAUCAACUAAACAAUUUGCUUAUGGUUGAAAGGAUGGGGUUUGAGAAGUGGAAAAGCAUGAAUGACUCGGAGAAAUUUCCAUAUGUAUUUCAUGCUAGAGUAGUGGACGGUUACUACAAAGAUACUUUGAGGAAGGAGGCUGAAGAGAUCAUAAAGGUGGAUGAUGAGGCUGAAUCAGCAUUGGUUGAGAAUCUUGAGAACAACGAUGGCGAUAAGGCCAAAGGAAAAGUCACAUUUAUAGACUCUGAUUAG